Bicyclus anynana (squinting bush brown) is the source of this 7411-nucleotide messenger RNA. RefSeq lists its product as uncharacterized. Gene Ontology annotation, cellular component: exocytic vesicle; plasma membrane. Gene Ontology annotation, biological process: exocytosis. The coding region runs from base 313 to 5940 and encodes 1875 amino acids. The record is from RefSeq and is a predicted model, not a curated record. The transcript has 10 exons. Gene Ontology annotation, molecular function: neurexin family protein binding. NCBI's taxonomy places the organism in Eukaryota, Metazoa, Arthropoda, Insecta, Lepidoptera, Nymphalidae.
AGACUACGGACGCCUUUCUCGGGUCUGUUACCUCGUCGCGACCUUUAGCGGACAUUUCUAUGGAUGUUCGCACCUCGCUGAUUUUGAAAUGAAUUUUUGGAGUCCCAGUGCACAUCGAAAAAAUACUCUUUUUUAAUUAUUAAAUAUAUAUGUUUGCAUUUUAUAUUCGCUUAUGAAGAGAUAACCAAGUGACGUUAAUGUUUGUUUAGUGAAAUUGGUGUGAUACUAGGAUGCAGUGUACAAUGUCUGUAUAUUAAAUUUCUUGGCUUUGCGGUUGCAGUUUGAGUUGAAGAUCGCGCAAAUGCAGCAACGAUGCAGGCCGCAAGGGACUCGAGCAGACAAAAGAGGAGCGUAAAAAGACGGAACUCCAGAAAAAAAUCCUUAUCGCCCUCAGACUUGAAAUGCGUGCGGGACACGAAAAGCGAGAACAAAUUGAACGGUAAACGAUCGUUAUCCGAGGGGUCAGUGAAAGUGCGACACAAGAAAAGUAACAUACAGAGGACUUUGACCCAUCCCAUAUCGUGUGCCGAUUUCGAUGAUGUGCCGAAGAAUAUAGACGAAGUGUUUACAAUGAAAAGUGUUGUGCCUCAAGAAAGUGAUGAGUCCAAUUUGCCUCCAACGAGCAGUGAUAGGGAUACGGAGGAUGAUGUGCGUGUUUUACCCAAACCUGUGAUUCAAAGACCUCGCUGGGACUCCGGUAGCGAGAUGGAUUCCUUGGUAACCAUAGCGGUGAAGAAAGCGACUGCACGACGUCGUCGCGCGCCCGCCAACCUUGAUUGGGGCGUCAAUAGUGAGCCGGGAGAAGUGAGCGAUCCCGAGGCCGGUCGCAUGCGUCCCGAGGACUAUCGCCUCGUGUUCCUCAGCUCCGACUCGUCGUGUCGCGAGGACACGGAGGACUCUGCCUCCACCUCGUCCUCAGCCGCGCCGCCCGCGCCCGACGACUGCGACUGGGAUUACUUCGAGCCGGGCGCGGCGGCACAGCCUCAACCACCCCCGAAGCUUCCGCCUCCAGCUUGCCCGCGCGCUUGCUCUUGCGGCGCUGAACCACGGAUAGUAGCAGUACCAGUGCCCGUGCCAGUGCCAGUACCCGCCGCGCUUUGGCCGGCGCUUCUCGCCUUUCCCACCCCGACCCCGCCCACCCCACACUGGAACACGUACCCUGGCUUCCCCCCGCUCGAUGCGGCGGCGCUCGCCCGCCUCACGACGGCCGCCGCCGUCGCUGUCACCGCCGCCGCCACCGCGUCCGCUCUGCCGCAGAAUAGACUCGAAAUGACCGUCGAGCGCACCGAUAAGGCGAUACAGUCCGAGAUACAAGCGCCCACGUCAACCGAUAGCGCCGAUAAGAAUAUCGAACGCGCAGAACAUGAAACGCUGGACGGUAUCAAGGUGAUCGCCGAGGACUGCGCGUCGGUGUUAUCGGAGUCGGUCGAUAUGCCAGACCACCUUGAGGCGGAGAAGGCGUUUCCGUCUUCGAACGAGUCGGGCGAAUCGAGCGAUUCGGAGGCCGGAGUCGCCCACAGAAGUUAUGAUCUCAGAAGCGGCGCCCCCGAGGAGCCGGCGACGUCGGAUGAAGACUCAGACGAUUCGGGGGGUGGAGGGGGUCAGUUUUCGCGCGUGUUCGUCGUCAACCCCGCGGAUUCGUCUUCGGAUAUGGAAGAUAACGCCGACAGCAGUGGUAUCGAUUGCGACGACUCCUACGAUAAAAAAUCCGACAGUUUAGAAAUAAUGGCAGCCGAUAGACAUCCAAAUGUGAACAUUGAAGCGGAAUCCGAUGAAAAUGUGCCCCAAAUUAAUAACGACAACGUCGUUCUAUUGGAGACCGUGAAUUUUGUUGAACGCUAUCCUGUGAUCGCUUACUGCAGCAAUAGUGAUGAAAAUAGUGAAAGUUCCACGAGAACGUCGAAUUUUAUUAAAUUUUGUGAUGAAAACAUGCUCAAAAGUGAGGUCUGUGAAAAGUUCAACAGCUUCAAUAAUUGCAGUGACGACUAUACCAGUAGCUUAGAUUAUCAAACUAACGCAGAAAAUACCCAAAGUAGUGGAAAUUCCGAAAAUAUCGAGUGCGAUUCAUUAGACAAUUCUUUUAACUCCGACUGUAACAUAAAAGUGUCAGUCGAAUUAUCCGAUAACGAUUUUUACCAUAGCGAUAAAUUAUCUGCGAAUACAAAACAAAUGCACCAAAAAAAACAAUCGUCAUCGGAACAAGAGGAAACGAGUUUGCCGGCCUCAUCGUCACCGAGCGUAGAAAAAAUAGACUUAUUCAAAGGUAUCGAACGUACGCUCAGUGAAUUACUGAAGAAAGAAUUAAUGGAGGACCAAGGGGAGGAGAAAAUGCACGGUCCGCGGCCGGUUUGCGCGGACGCGGGGGGGAGUGCGGGCGCACCUGUGGCGGCGGCAGUCAGCCGCUCGCGCACGGCCGGGGCGGACGGCGCGCGCUUCACGAGCCGCGUUAUGAUCACGCACGACAGCGUCUCCGUGGUCACGUCGGACACGACGCGGCUCAUGCGUGACAUCGUGGUGCACCACACCAACUCGCAGAGCGAGCCGGAACCCGGCGCCAGUGAACGACAAAACGAAACAAACGAACGAUCGCUGUCCGACGACGAGUCGCAACCUUCGGGUGGAGUGACUGUCGUUAGCAAUUCCGACACUCUCUCGGCGGUCGUGUGCCUCGAGGAGGGGCUCGCAGACGACGACUCGUGGGUCGAGGACGUCAGCCACGAUGACGACGACGCCACCUCGACGUCCGACUCGGACUCCGGGGACGAGGCGACCUUGCCCACCCGCGGAGACGAGUUUGCGUACUGCAGACGUUCCUUAGAUUUUACGUUACACACCAUAGUGGAAGAGAGUUGCGAGGAAAGUGAAACCGAACCCACUAUGAAAACGAGGCCGAUAUCGGCCACCGAACUGGAAAAAUACUUUUUCUACGGUUUAGCCGACGGCAGGAACGUUCGAGACGACGAAGAUCCGGUGUCGGAAACAUCGAGCGUGUGCAGUGAGGGUGGCGAGUCCAUUGUUGAUGCCGAACAACCGAAACGGAGUGGUGAUAGUGACGAAUUAGUGUCGUCGCGGUUAGAAAAAUAUUUCUUGUCCGGCUUUAUGGGUUUCACUCAGGAGAGACGGGAAUCCGACGGGUCAGGCAGUGUAGGCAGCGAUAGUGAAGGUAAACAAAGUCCCGAACAGAGGCGAAAGCGACUGGUUCGCGCCCGGGGCACGCCGCGGUCGCAUUCUUCUUCUCUAGACAAUCUUUUGACGGGGGACGAGCCGUCCCAGGAUCCUCAAGAGAUUUCAGACGGCUCGAGCACUGAAACCGAAGAUCGGCACGAAUCACUAGAGAGGCUCGAUAUGCAAGGUGAAACGAAAAGGAAGAAACAGAGUAAGAAGCAGCGAGGUUCACCUGCUGACGAAAGGCGGCAGUCGGUGGAGUUCCCGGACGAAACCCGCGACGACGCGAGGUCAGUGUCGGAGGGCGAGGACGGGAGAUCGUCACCGCGAGUAGAAUUCCCACCUCUCGGCUCCGAGCUCUCUGAAUCAAAAAAACAAACUAGCAGAGAUAGCGGAUUCGUAGGUAGCUGCGAUGAUUUGUUACGGAGCGGUGAUUCGAGCUCCGAAUUCAACAGGUCACAUGAGCCAAAAACCGAAUUAGAAGAAAUAAUUGAGGAGGUGAGGCCUGAGGUAGACGAACGAGUCGAAAGGCCGCCGACCUCCCGCCCCCCGCCCAGUCCCUUGACCCGUAAAGAUAGCUUUAACAACUGGUCGUCCGACGAGGAAACCAAUUUAAUGAUGACAAAAAUGCGCCAGUUUUUCAAACAAAUGGUCAACACCGCAAACGUCAAAACAUCAACAGUAUUAGCGUCACCCAACGCAGAAAGUCCCCCGAAACCACCGAAGCCACCGCAACUACUUUAUUUUGAAAGUGAAUUAACGAGGCUAAUGAAAACAGUUCCGGGUAUACGAGACGAGGAGGUGCGCGAAAUUGUUGAAUAUUUAUCGAGCGAAGACACUUGGAGUGACUCGUACGACUCGUCAGAUUACGCGGGCUCCGACUUGGAAGGCACCGCUGCCAACAGGUCGGCGUUGAGGAAGCAAAUAUCGGAGAGUUGUAGGGAGAUAAUCGACGAGUUCGAUCGCGGGAACAGUGAAGCUGGGUCUCUGGAGCGAGACGCGGCGGGAGCGUAUCAGAGACUGGCGGCGACGUUAGGGCGGGCGGGAGACGGUUCCCCGCCUCUGUUCGGGAAGGUUAUGCGUCACAUUGGCGGGAGACUGGUGGCGCUGAUGCAUGAGGUGUCCGCUGGAGCUUCUCCCAGCACAGACGACGACAGUGCGUCGGAACCGGGCGCGCUAGCCCGUAGUCGAUCUCAUGACAUUCUCGAGGCUACGGCUAGUAGGGGCAGUGUCGCGAGUGACUGUGAAAGAUUUUCGUGGCGCGGUAGUUUUGAAUCGGCUUUGCUCGCGGCCGACUCGAGAGGAACUUUGGGCGGUGACAGAUGUGAGGCGAGGAGGUCCCCGGCCGGGGCUGAGCUGGCGGCUCAGAAGUCCCACUCUAGAAGUUGUGGGGCGAUCAGUGGAAGUGAAGAUCGUUUGUGGCGGGGGAGGCGGCGAGCUUCGGCGCCUGAUGCAGAGUCAGAAGAGGAACAGCGAGCGGGGUCGCUGCCCCGCCUACCGUCGAUCACGGGUCCGAGCCCGGCGCCGGCUGGCCCGGUGAAGUCGGCCCGGUACCGUGCGCCGGGCUUUAGAACGGCCACGCGUGCGGCGUCGGCCCCCGGCUUGCACGCACCGCGCCGACGCCGACCACCGCCGCCGCAACCGUCGGCGCCGUCGGCGCCCGCCUCAGCUCCUAGUUUACAGGAUGAGGUGUACAUAUCAGAAGCGGUAUCGCCAGGCCAUGCUACGUUACCGCGACGGUCAAACUCCCCCUUGCCUCAUGAACGUGAUAUGGACCGAGACAGAUUCCCCAUCAAUAGGAGUGGACUGCAGGCGCGUUCAGAAUCCAUGGCAUCGGUGUACUCUGGCGCCGGCGAAGGUUUACGCGGCAGUGUGACGGUGAAGGGAGAAGUGCAGUUCUCGCUGUUGUACAACUACAGGCUCGGCGCUUUGGAAGUGGGAGUCAAACGGUGUCGAGAUCUCGCCCCCAUUGACGUCAAAAGAAACCGUUCUGAUCCUUAUGUCAAGGUGUACUUGUUGCCAGACAAGUCCAAGGCCGGCAAACGGAAGACAAAGGUGAAGAAGAACACCCUGAACCCCGUGUUCGAGGAGACGCUGAGCUUCGUGCAGCCGCUGGCCUCGCUGUCCGCGCGGACACUGUGGCUGAGCGCCUGGCACGCCGACAUGUUCGGCCGCAACGACUUCCUCGGGGAGGUGACGCUGUCGCUGGCCGACGUCGUGUUCGACGACCCCGCGCCCAUGUGGUACAAGCUUCACGAGCGGACGGAACAAUUCGACGAGCAGCACGGCUCGCGCGGGGACCUGAUCGUGGGGCUCAAGUUCGAGCUGAAGGACGCGGCGCGCGGCUCGGGCACGCUGCACGUGCUGGUGAAGGAGGCCAAGAACCUCGUCGCCAACAAACCUAACGGCCUGUGCGAUGUCUUUUGUAAAAGCUACCUCCUCCCGGAGCGCGGGCGGCUCGCGAAGCAGAAGACGGUUGUGGUACGGCGGUCGCUGAACCCGCGCUGGGAGCACACGUUCGUGUACCGCGGCCUCACCAUGCAGGAGCUGGCCACGCGCGCGCUCGAGCUCAGCCUGUGGGACCGCGACCGGCUCGCCUCCAACGACUUCAUGGGCGCCGUCAGGCUUUCACUGGCCACCGGUACUUACAUGGGCGCACCCGUCAACUGGAUGGACAGCGUGGGCAAAGAGAUCACCUUGUGGCAGAACAUGAUGCAGCAACCGAACCUGUGGGUCGAGGGGUCGCUACCGUUGCGACCUCAACUGAUAAAUUAAAAAUAUCUACAUACUUUACUCUAUGUAACAACAGCUUUUAGCAUUCCUAACUUUUACUGACGGCAAGGCACACCUGAUACAACGGCAUGGCAUAAUUUUUAUACAGUGUACAUUGAUUUUAUUCAACGAUGAUCAUUAUGAUCAUUAAAGUUUUUUGUUUACCGGGGCAUUGUUUUUGUACUUACCUACGGCUAUUUUCAUUAUAGUUCCGGAUAAAUUUAACAAUAAAUAAAUUUGUUAGGUACCUAUUUACUUUUUAUUUGUAUUAUAUAUUUAAAAUGAGCAUUAUGUGUAGUUUCUCCAUUUUUCUUGUACUUACUCUUUUUCAUUCAAACUCCCACGUCUAUGAAUUAUUAUGCUACGAGUAUGUUGUUAAUAAUUACAUGAAAAAUGCCUUGCCGUGCCGCCAGUGAUAUUAUCUUUAUGUUAUCAUUCUGACAUUUUACUGUUCCUUAUAGUGAUUUUGUAGAAACCCAUAUUUUAAAUCAAAAACUGUAUUUUUAUCAAAGGAUUUAUAUUAUUUACUCAGAACAGUACCUUGAUGUUUGUUUAGCGCUGGCCUGUUAAUGAUUCAAAUUAAAAAAAUAAAAUCUGUUAUAUAAAUUGUUUUGGUAAUAAUAUUUUACUCUGUUCAUGAGUAUUGGUUAAUUAAUACCCACAUUUAAAAUACAUAUUAUAGAAUUUUACUACUUCGACAAGCAGUAUUUAUAUUUAAAAGACUCUACGAAAUAGUCUUAUUUAGGAGUCCAGUGACAGAAAAUAGGAUUCCUAUUCACCUUUAUUAAGUACAUAUCUAAAUAUGUACUUAUUUAUAUGUCUUAUUUACAUUCUAUAACAUCAUGUGCCAAUUACUAGCAAUACGAACAAAUUGUAUGUAUAUAGGUACGAUUUAGUCGUAUAGCUGGUCUAGAACUGUGUAAGUUUACAAAAUUGUAUCUAAACCUAAUUUAAUUAGUAUUAAUUGAUGUUUGUGAAAUCUAUCUAUGUUUCUUCUUACAUUCCAGUAUGUGAUGUAAAUUAUUUUUUAAGACUUAUCCAAUGACAAUAAUAAUUAUCCUUAUUUUAUAAACUGCCUAUUAGGUAAGGACUAGAUAUAGUAUAAAUUAGGUACGCAUUUAAAUUUGAUUUAUUAUAAUGUACAAAAUAUUAAGUUUUCAUGGGUCCAUACUUUCUGCUCAUGCAUUGUGAUUAACUGUUAAAAUUGUAAUUUAUAAGCAAUCUAUAAAAUUAUAACAUCAUUGAAAAAUAAAUACUUAUAUUAUGUAUUCCUGUUACAUUACAUCGAAUUUUACGGAUACGUCCAUAGUUCGUAGAGUUAUUUGAUAUAAAUGUUAAAUAACGAAAUUAAGAUAGUGAUAAUUAAUAGUUAUAUAAAUAUAUUAGAAUUUAGAAGGAUAUUUUGUAAUAUUUUUUUUUAUAAAAUAGGUAAGUGGAAACCGAAAACGAUUUUGAAUAAAGAAUUUUAAAGAGA